CUUUUACUUCUGGUUCCGGAUUCUUUUCAUUCUGUUGUGCCAGGCUUGAGGGGCAUCCCGUGUUGAUGAAACUUUCGAGAUGCCUGGUGGUUCUUAAAAAUCUUUUGGUGGGCGUAUGUUUCCUAGGCCUGUUGAACUUUAUGUGGCAGCCCAUUUUUGGUUCUUAAUCUGAGAAGGCAGCGCCAUGAAUAUCUGUUUUAGGAAGAGAAGUCUGACAGUGGCAUAGAGGAAACUGGGCUUUCACUUGGGCCCAUGCUGGGCCCCCGAGUCAGAAGCCUUUGAGUGUGGGGUCCAGCAUUCAGCAUUAACAAGCUCACAAAGGUGUCUCUAAUGCCUGCUUACGAGUGAAAUCAUGAAGUCAAAUCCUCUGUCGUCAGGAAGGCAUUCUUGGGGACAGCUUUAGAGCUUAGGUCUGAAGGGAUAACCUUCUGCAUUUGUGGGAUGGCCUUGGGAACAGAGAGGGCUGUGUGUCUCCAGGAGGAACCCCGGCCAAGAUGGAAGCCAGAGCCCUUAGCAGGCAGUGCUGGCAGUCGGCUGGGAGUAGUGGGUUCAGUUCCAGGCAGACCUCAUACACGACAGCUUUGAAGGGCUGUGGCUUCUUUAUUUACUCCAGGCUGGGACAGGUGCAGUGCGUCCUCCAGACGGCAGCUGAGAUGUGGAGGUAGCUGUUUGUUGACAAGGAGAGCAUUCUGGUCACAGCUCAUUUCCUGACAGUGGAGGAUGAGCUGCCACCUUAGAGAGUGGGAGGGGAUGUGGAGCAGUUCAUCAACCAAGGUGGAUCUCAAGAGUGGGCUGGAAGAGUGUGCAGAGGCAUUGAACUUAUUUCUAAGUAACAAGUUUAAAGAUGCCUUGGAGCUGCUUCGUCCAUGGGCCAAGGAGAGCAUGUACCAUGCCUUGGGGUACAGCACCAUUGUGGUCUUGCAGGCCAUCAUGACCUUUGAGCAACAGGACAUCCAGAAUGGCAUUUCUGCCAUGAAGGACGCUUUGCAAACCUGCCAAAAAUACAGGAAGAAAUGCACAGUUGUGGAGUCUUUCUCAAGUCUGCUUUCUCGUGGGUCACUGGAGCAGCUGAGUGAAGAGGAAAUGCAUGCCGAAAUAUGUUACGCCGAGUGUCUCCUACAGAAAGCUGCACUCACAUUUGUGCAGGAUGAAAAUAUGAUCAACUUCAUCAAAGGUGGACUCAAAAUUAGAACAAGUUACCAAAUAUAUAAAGAGUGCCUUUCUAUCCUGCACGUAAUUCAGAAGAACAAGCAGGAGCAGCACUUCUUCUAUGAGUUUGAAGGCGGUGUCAAGCUUGGCACGGGGGCCUUUAAUUUGAUGCUGUCUCUUCUGCCAGCAAGAAUUAUCAGACUGCUAGAGUUUAUUGGGUUUUCUGGAAACAGGGACCUGGGCCUUCUGCAGCUGCGGGAAGGUGCAUCAGGAAGCAGCAUGCGGUCCCCACUCUGCUGCCUUACCAUCCUGGCUUUCCACACCUACAUCUCCCUUAUUCUCGGUACAGGAGAAGUGAACGUGGUGGAAGCAGAGAGUCUCCUCGCACCCUUUCUUCAGCAGUUCCCAAAUGGCUCACUCAUACUGUUCUACCAUGCCCGGAUCGAGCUGCUGAAAGGCAACGCUGAAAAGGCUCAAGAAACGUUUCGAAAAUGCAUUUCAGUUCAAGAAGAGUGGAAACAGUUUCACCAUCUCUGUUACUGGGAAUUAAUGUGGAUUUAUAUAUACCAGCAGAAUUGGAUGCAGGCGUAUUAUUAUUCAGACCUACUCUGCAAAGAGAGUAAAUGGUCCAAGGCAACAUAUGUGUUCUUGAAAGCUGCCAUUCUGAGCAUGCUUCCGGAGGAGGAGGUGGCAGUGACCAGUGAGAAUGUGGUGGCUCUGUUCAGACAGGUAGACGGCUUGAAGCAGAGGAUCGCGGGGAAAUCUCUCCCAACUGAGAAGUUCGCUGUGAGGAAGGCACGCCGGUACUCACCCUCCUCAGGAGCCCCGGGGAAGCUUGUCUUACCUGCCCUGGAAAUGAUGUACGUCUGGAAUGGCUUUUCGAUAGUAGCCAAAAGGAAGGACCUUUCUGAAAACCUCCUGGUGACUGUGGAGAAGGCUGAGGCGGCUCUGCAAACUCAGAACUUUGCUGACUCUGUGGAUGAUGAGUGCUUGGUGAAAUUACUGAAGGGAUGCUGCCUCAAGAACUUAGAGCGACCCUUGCAAGCUGAGUUGUGUUUCAACCACAUUGUGGAAAGUGAGAAGCUACUGAAGUAUGACCACUAUCUGGUGCCGUUCACUCUGUUUGAGCUGGCGUGUUUGUAUAAAAGCCAAGGGGACAUUGACAAGGCCAUAAAGACCCUAGAAACUGCAAGAAACAACUACAAAGAUUAUUCCUUGGAGUCCAGACUACACUUCAGGAUUCAAGCAGCCCUUCAUCUCUGGAAAAAACCGUCCUCUUCCUCAGACUGAUCAGAACUCACAGGAUGGAAUCCCCCCAGUUAACAUGGGCUCUUGCUGUGGAGAUCAGUCCCAGUUAAGGUGGAAGCGAGAUCCUUCAAAUAAGAAAGGAAACUCUAUUGUCAGGCGCUUCCUGUCACCUGAGUGGCUUCCUGUUCCCCUAUGGAAUGGCAAUCAAUAUUGUAUAGAGAUUCUUAUAUUCUGCCUUUAAAAAGAAUUUCACAUUAGAUUUCAAUUGAGGGGUGAAGUCUUUCGAAAGACUGACAGGUACAAUAAAGUCUAGUUAGAUUAUUUAUUUUUUUAAUGCAAAAAUUAAUAUUGUUCAAGUAGCAAAUGGCUUUAUACGCUGAGCCAUUUUUAGAUUGGCUUGUCCUUUAAACUUCAGAGAUAUUUUAUUGCUUAGUAUUUAAAUCUCAGAGUGGGAAUAAAUAUCACAUCUAAAAUAAUAUAACAAUGAGUUUCUGAAGGUUCUGGAAGAGAGAAGCAGAGGGCCCGAGGGGUGAAGUCUUCCUAGGCUGAAGGACCUGCAUCUCUACAGGAUGAUGCGGUUGUGAGUUCUCGGGUUUCUGCUCUCAGUGGUUGAAAUGAUGGCAUUUUUCAGAAACUGUUCUGUCUUUGAAUGUACUCAUAUCUGAUCCAGCAAUAGCAUUCAACCAUAUAGACACAUCUCCCAUGUAUCUACAGGAAGAAAACGCGGUAUUUUAGACCUCCCUAACCUUAGUGCUAAAGCCUGAGAUAUAGACUGACUACUUUUCUUACAGGGAGGAAAAAAAUCCCUGCUGCUUUAAAUGGUAUGUAAAAUAUCAUCAUUUUUACACCUAGGAUGUGGCUGGCCCAGCGCUGACGGCUCCUUCCUUCCUUCCUUCCUUCCUUCCUUCCUUCCUUCCUUCCUUCCUUCCUUCCUUCCUUCCUUUCUUUCUUUUCUUUCUUUCACAUCUGGGCUGGGUUUUGGUUCACUGAGUAGAAUAUAGAACCAGAGCAUGGGACUGGAAGAGCCAGGCUCUGCUACUGGUGAGCAGAGAGCAGAUGGCUUUUCUGGAGUCCCCACACCUGUCAAUCACUGUAUCUUCCUCUCUUGUGAAAUAGAAAAAGAACAGGUGACUUUAAUGUUCUCUCUGAGUUUUAUAACCAUGAGUCUGUGUAUUAGGUACUUCCAGCACUGUUUAGCAUUUAAUCCACAUUCUUCCCAUUUAGAAUGUUUUAUAGUAUUUUUUCAAUGCCCCUCCCUCGCCUUCCAAUCCACUGCCUAUAGUCGUUGUUACAGCUAAGGGCCAGAUCCCACCCAGUGAGGAGAAACAGUUCAUGAGUCCAUGAGUCGGGGUUUUGUUCCGUUUUCUUGUCUAUCUGGUCGUUGACUCCACAUUCCCCAGGUAGAGCCCCGAAUUCGUAGUUGGGAGUCUCUCUCUGUUGGUGAGUAGUUAGCAAAGUAAAACAAAUAACUUGGCCUUUCUAGGACUUGGAUUUUCCAGUGGGAAUGACAAGGUAGAUUCAGUGCUCUGAGGCCGCAACUAGGUGGUGCAUUUGGUAGCUUUCUGUACACUGGGAGGCUGUACACAUGAGUGAGUCUGACAAUUAUGGCUUUGUGCAUGGAUUACAGUAUCUAUAUGAAAGUAUCCUCUGAGUCUUUGGUCUGUGCUGUAAAAUGAAAUGAACGUGGGCAGUCAGAAGCCUCUCAGUUUAUGCAUUUACCACCAAGAGCAGCCCGAUCAUGGAGUUGUUCCUGCUGUCCCCUACUGUGUUCCCAUGCUCAGAAUUGGUGUUGUGUUAUGUAAGGUACCAUUUCUUGACCAACAUUGAGGAAGCAUUUCUUGAAGAAGGUGAUUAAUAACACUUCUUCAACAUGGGGGCAGAUAACAUUAUAUCACAUUAAUAUGAAUUAUACAACCAGCUACAGAUAAAAGGGGAAAUAAAUUGUCAUGAUACUAUAGAAAUAUAUUCGGUAAUUAUAUAUAUAAGACUUUGAAGAAAAGUUUAUAAAUUCUUUAGGAGAACAUUGAUACAUUAUUUUAAAAACAUAUAUUAUUAAAGAAUAUGUCUGGGUAUAGGGGCACAUUCCUUUAAUCCCAGCACUUGGGAGGCAGGGGCAGGUGGAUCUCUAAGUUUGAGGCCAGCCUGGUCUGCAUAGUAAGUUCCAGGCCAGCCAUAACUACAUAGUGAAACCAUGUCUCCAAAAAGAAACAAAAAGAAUAUAUAUCCAUAUUUUGCGAGAAACUGUCAGAGCUCAUGGUCUGUAACAAUAAAUUCCCAUUCUGGUAUAAAAUGAAAAAAAUGAAGCUAAAAACAACUAUUGCAGGCUGGUGAGAUGGGUCAGCAGUUAGAAUCCUUCCUGCUUCUCCAGGGACCAGAGCCUGUUUCCCACUACCAUGUCAGACAGUUCUCACCUGCUGUAACUCCAGAAGAGCUGACACCCCCUUCUGGCCCCUGUAGGCACCCAGACAAACAUGGCAUAUGUUCACACAGAAGAAGCACACAUGUGUACAUGAGUAGAUAAUCUUUUUUAAAAUGACUGCUUUUACAUUAUCAAACAAAUUCAGCUGUGCCAUUUUUUGAUUUGUGGGGUUUUUGUUUGUAUUACUCAUAUUCUCUUUGCCAGUUAGCUGUGUGGAUCAUUUAUCUAGUGACCUUAUAAAUAGUGCAAUCGAAUUAAUGCCACAGGCAUUUAUCUGUUUCCUGUCAUGUUCAAGACACUGUACAGGCACCGGUUUCUUAGGAUGUUUGUAAGGGUCAUCUACUGCCUGUUUUGUGAUAUAGCAUGUUUGCCUAAGAGACACCAUUUUAUCUGUCAUCUUUGUGAGGCACCGGUAGUGGCUUGGGACUCUGGUACAUCUAAGGACAGUUUGUAUAGCCACUGGCAAAAUUGCUUCUGUUUAUUUUUAAAUAGCGAGGCAGUGUUCUGAUUGGUGCGUUGCCUUGGCGAGUCCUGCACACAGGAUUGCAGAGCACACAGUUUUGUGGCUUUCUGUCUGUUCCGAGGACAGGAGGAGUCAGUGGGUAGGAGCUACAGGGAGAUAAACUUCACAUUCCUCCAUGGGAAGGACAGUGUGCCAUCAUUAGAGCAAUGCUGUAGGCCAGCCAGCUCCUUGGAAAGGGGGGUGAGUUAGCAGCCCUGGGUGACUGUCGUCCCUCCCUGGCCUAAGGGCCUGGGUUAAUUGAAUUGGAGGUCAAGUCAUUCUACAAUUUUUUGAUCAGGGCUUAAACCCUGUCACGGUGUGGAAGGGUGAAAAGCGAGUUACCCCCUCUUCAAGUAGAAGUGCGUGCUCUCUCUGUAGUCAUUUUAUUGUGAUGGGCACUAGCAGCACCUGCUGUCAAAGCUCACGUGAUUCUGCCUCCCAUCCAUCCCCGUGAAGUUUACUGAUCUUGUUGAGUAGAGCCCUGCUCCCUGGACAGCAAGAAUGAUUUAAGAACAGUCCUUAUGGCCAAGUGGGAAAGGCAAGUCUGGUCAGUUCCCUAGACAUUUCAGUUUUCCCGUGUCCUUCUUUCCUCUUUGUUGCAUCCCCUUGGUUUCUGAAUCACCAGUUGCGGUUAGUUGUAAUUAGUGAAGCCUCCGAUGACUGAAAUCCUACGCGCUUGUGAUCUAUCAGGUCUGGAUCUUAGCAAAUUAUUUUGUCCUUUGCGGCCAUUGAACAUACUGCUUCUGCUGUCUUCAGUUAGCUGUGGCUGCUAGGCUCCUGAAAUGGCCAUGGGCGGUGGGGACCUUUCUUCAUCUUUCUUCUUGCCUGCAGCAGUUCUCAAAGGCUCCUGGGUUCUUGCCCCCUGGCACUCUGGCAUUUGCUUGCUGUCUGAGGUGACGGCCCAUCCCUCAUCCAUUAUCCCUCAUCCAUUGCAUCUCCUCGUCAACUAUCUCUCAGUGGUUACUCUUUCUGUUUAAGUGCCCUUAAACUUUGAUUCUCCCGUGUAAUUGGCGCAUGAGCAUUGGUCUCACCCCUGUGAACUCUUUGUGUGCUCAUCUAAAAGUCCCUGUUUUUAAGAUUACUAGGGUAGGCUUAUUUUAUAAACUGUCUCUGCAUGUCACAAUUGCCAGGUCGCUUUCAUGAAUAAGAUAAUUUCUGAAAAAUUUAAUGAACACUUUGUGAUACUUUUACAUCACCAACAUGCUAACGUUAGCUAGUUCAAUAUACUACUUACAGAUUGUUUGACACAAUUGAUCCACUUAAGGAAUAAUAUGGAAGAUGAUUUAUCUAAAUUUAAAUAUUUUAUGCUUUCCAGUUGCCUAUUGUGAGUAAUUUAAGCGCUUUAAAAAUCUCUAUUAGAUACAGUGAUAGAUCUAAUGUAUCAUUAGAUUGGUCUAUACAUAAGUAAUAUAAAACAACCCAUAUUGGCUAAUCCUUCAUGCCCUUUUAGGAGUGGAGUUGUUUCUCCAUAUUGCUCUCCCACCACCCAAUUGUUUCCAUAUUUUACUGUAUGUAUUAGAUUGCUAGAACCCUGCCUCCCAGUUAGUAUUUUGGUCUAUUGUACAUUUGCUGUUAGCUUUUAUUAUUUUAGAAUGUUGAACUUGAAAUGUAAAGGGCCCAUCAGACUCUGUCAUCAAGGAAGAUGGCAUUGCUGUUGAACAGUUCCAUCUGAUCUGGACAGACAGACCUUCAUAUGCGAGGACAAACUUAAGUCCGUUCCAGUCCAUUAUAAAACUUGAUCACUUCUGAAGGAAGUGAUAGGAGAGCUAUUCUGUGUACUGAGAUGGCUGAGCAGGUUCUCAGCCUGAACCAUGAAGAUAGAUUGAACACUAGAGAAGACUAAGCCCCACCCCCUCCUGUUUGCAGUAUACAGCGAGUGACAUGUGUUCAUCACAGUUAUAUUGCAACAGGACUGUGCAAAAAUUCAAAGCAGAUGCUUCACUGUAUUUAAAUAAUAAAGAAUUCUGUACAUGCCUACAGAUUGAAUUUUAUUUUAUUUUAUUUUUGCGGUGCUACAAAUAAAACCCCGAGGGCUGGUGUUUGCUUUGUAAGUACUCUACAAGUGAGCCACAUCCUCAGCCCCAGGUUGAAUAUUGAAUAGGAAAAAUCAAGGUACAAUAGUAGCAAACUUACUGACAAUAAAUACAUAGGACACCUUGUCUGUCAACUGAGUACUCCUCAGAAGUGUGUAAUUUAAAGGCUGAACACAGGACAUGUGCAUAUUACGUCAAGUGCGUUUGUUUUAUUGCUCCUUAACUUUUUCUUCAGGGCUUUGAAUUAAAAGUCUUGGUAGUUUGGGCACCAAAAGAAAGUAAAAAGAAAUUGCUUUCAGUGGAACAGAACUGAUAAUGAGGGUCUCUGAAUAACUGAGCACAUUAAAGAAUAUUGCUUGCAUUUACUUUUGAAGGAGUUGUAUUCUUUUGAGUUGGAAGGUGUGGCACGUUCUGCUUGGGGAAUUACACAGGCCUCCAGCUUCAGUCUCACUUUGACUAGGGCAGACUGCCCAGGUCGCUGUUUGGAGAUAGCAAAUGAGUAUAAAUGAAUUUUCACAAAUUCCUUUUUCUCCCUAAGUGUUUUUCCUCCCCUCCACAGUAGACUAAAUUCUUUCUGUAUGGCUCUCCUCUUGCCUACUCCUGUCCUAGGGCAUAAACCAUGAAUACUGGCACACGGCUAAGGAAACACUGGACCACUGAGCACCCAGCCAAGAAGUUUACAGGAGAAAGGAGAUUGUGGUAAACAUUUUAAAUCUCAGGCUUUUGGCUGUGUUUAAUGAUGUAAGAAAAUAUAGCACUGUUUGGGUCCAAGAUUUACAGAGAGGCACAGCGUGUGCCGCAGAUGUGUGCUGUGCAGUAAGGCACAUCACGGUUAACCGUGUGCUACACCCAGCCACUGUGUCAUGGAAAUUCUAGAGCCAAGUGUUUUUCUUCACUUUUCCUUUCGCUGACUGUUGGUAUCUGAACACCCGAAUGGAUAUUAGUUGUCUCUUUAUCGAUUGCUAUUUUAAAAUUAUUUAUUGCAGAUGUUCAUAGAAUGCUCAGUUUUGAUGCAAGUUAAAUACAAAGGCAUAUAUGUAUAUAUUUAAUAACUGAGAUGUUUUAUUUUUAUUGCACAACUUAUUUCCAAAGCAAAUUUACUUUGUAAGUGUCUUUUGAGACUUUUUUUUUUUUUGCCUCAGAAAUACAAAAAGUAAAUCUGUCUUCUCUCUGGUUUGUAAGAGGCCCUCAUGAUAACAUUUGAUUUUCACUUACUUUUGGAUUAAGCAAAAUUAAGGCAUGUAUAAACCAACUUGGAGCUUCCAGUUGAACCACCCGAGCGCCUGUCCGUACUCGGGAUUGAGUGCCAUGCCGGUCAGACAUGGAGGUGUCUUGUCUUUGUCUCCUUUCCUCAUGCGCUUAAGCAUGGUCUUCUGGGGUGAUUCUCAGCAGUCAGUUUUACAGAGGAAAACCAUUUUAGAAAUUGAAGCGAUCCGGACUCUGUAAAAUGAGUGUGUUACUAACACCCAUCUGCUAACCAGUGGACUACCUUCAGGUCCUGGAGAGGGAAAGAGACCAUCUAGGAAGCUUUCCAUCAGUCAAGGAGGAGGAAGAGGAGUGUGAACUGGCGUUUUCUCAUGUAAAACCUGUUUCCAUGGCUUCCGUGUGCUGAUUUUGUCUUAAUGUUAUCAUCUGUGAUGUGUAAGUCAAUGUAGAUAAAGAUUUAAAUUUUCAACAUGAAGACAAGAGUUCAAGUUUCUAUUUUUACAACUUAGACAGUUUUGAAAACAGAUAUCAUAUUAGAAAUUGUAUUUUUAAGUGCAGAUAAAUAAAUCUGAAAGUCAGUGUUUCCCUUUUCUUCCCGUGUACCUUAGAGAAGGCUUCUUGUUAUUGGGUACAUAUUUAAGUUGCCAGAUUGUUUUCAGAAUCCUCUAUUUUCUUAUUGCUGUAAUUGGUUUACCUACAAUGUGCAAUGAUUUGUUAUUUAAAUAAAUGACUCUCAAUGAAA
Molecule: messenger RNA, 9299 nt
Organism: Arvicola amphibius (Eurasian water vole)
Lineage: Eukaryota; Metazoa; Chordata; Mammalia; Rodentia; Cricetidae
Gene: Ttc39b
Product: tetratricopeptide repeat domain 39B
Exons: 18
Coding region: 721-2439 (572 amino acids)
Biological process (GO): regulation of cholesterol efflux; negative regulation of cholesterol storage; regulation of cholesterol metabolic process
Molecular function (GO): protein binding
Source: RefSeq, a predicted model, not a curated record